This is a messenger RNA of Oryzias latipes (Japanese medaka), 1723 nucleotides long. RefSeq names its product guided entry of tail-anchored proteins factor 3, ATPase (gene get3). Gene Ontology annotation, biological process: tail-anchored membrane protein insertion into ER membrane. Gene Ontology annotation, molecular function: ATP binding; ATP hydrolysis activity. The record is from RefSeq and is a predicted model, not a curated record. NCBI's taxonomy places the organism in Eukaryota, Metazoa, Chordata, Actinopteri, Beloniformes, Adrianichthyidae. Gene Ontology annotation, cellular component: GET complex.
ACGCAGCAGCGCUGACGUCGACGUACACAGUCGAGAUGGCAGCUUCGAUGGAGGACGAGUUCGAAGAUGCGCCUGAUGUGGAGCCGCUGGAGCCAACCCUGAAGAACAUCAUCGAGCAGAAGUCUUUGAAAUGGAUUUUCGUUGGCGGGAAAGGUGGUGUCGGUAAAACGACGUGCAGCUGCAGCUUGGCCGUGCAGCUGGCUGCGGUCAGGGAGAGCGUCCUGAUCAUCUCCACCGACCCGGCCCACAACAUCUCUGACGCCUUUGACCAGAAGUUCUCCAAGGUGCCCACAAAGGUCAAAGGCUACGACAACCUGUUCGCCAUGGAGAUUGACCCCAGCCUGGGCGUGGCGGAGCUGCCCGACGAGUUCUUCGAGGAGGACAACAUGCUCAGCAUGGGCAAGAAGAUGAUGCAGGAGGCCAUGAGCGCGUUUCCCGGGAUCGACGAGGCCAUGAGCUACGCAGAGGUCAUGAGGUUAGUGAAAGGAAUGAACUUCUCGGUGGUGGUCUUCGACACCGCCCCCACCGGCCACACGCUGCGCCUGCUCAACUUCCCCACCAUCGUGGAGCGAGGUCUGGGCCGCCUCAUGCAGAUCAAGAACCAGAUCAGCCCCUUCAUUUCUCAGAUGUGCAACAUGCUGGGUCUGGGUGACAUGAACGCAGACCAGCUGGCGUCCAAGCUGGAGGAAACGCUGCCGGUCAUCCGCUCCGUCAGCGAGCAGUUCAAAGACCCCGAACAGACCACCUUCAUCUGCGUGUGCAUCGCCGAGUUCCUCUCCCUCUACGAGACGGAGCGGCUCAUCCAGGAGCUGGCCAAGUGUCGCAUCGACACGCACAACAUCAUCGUGAACCAGCUGGUGUUCCCCGACGCCGAGAAGCCCUGCAAGAUGUGUGAAGCGCGCCACAAAAUUCAGUCCAAGUACUUGGAUCAGAUGGAGGACCUUUAUGAGGAUUUCCACAUAGUCAAGUUGCCUCUUCUGCCCCACGAAGUGCGAGGAGCUGACAAAGUUAACACCUUCUCCAAGCAACUUCUGGAACCCUACAAGCCUCCAAACAAGUGAUCCUCCCCGCAGACGCCUCCUCCACCCUGACGCCUCCUUCCAGCCGCCCUCAGAUCCUCACGAAGCCUCAGCGCAAUCCGCUCCGUCCCCCCCCCGCAGGGAGGGGACCCCACCCGCAGCACUGCGACGGCGCCGCCCAUCCCGUCCUCCGGUCUUCAUCGGUCUCGGUGUGUUUCCACAUCUGAUCAACAAGCCCCGCCCCCUCUGCUGUGCACUUGUUGGUGAUUCCAGUGAACGUGUUUUUUUAUUUCCAAAUAAAACUGUUUUUUGACCUCUCCAUAUUCUGAGCAGACGCGUCUGCGCAGAUCAGAAAGCAGGUCUCUCCGGCCGCCGUGGCAGCAGACGUGUCCCCGCCUCUCUGCGCUCGUGGCGUUAAAGCCGGCGCUCACCAGUGACAUUUGGAAUGAAGCUAAACGGCGGGCGUCUUACCCAUACGGGGAUGGUUUCCACUCAACAUCCCUGCAUUGAUUGUCCUUCAGCAAAGUGCUCAGCCACGGGACCGUGACACCUGAGAACACAGAAAUGUGCAGGUAGAACGCAGGUCAACUCCUCCUCUGAAACUCCCCUCUUCGUCAACGAAGGCUUCUGAGUCGGCGAGAAUCUUUUUCUAUAGGUUUUCUUUAAGUGAAACUGGCAGUGAGAAUUAAACGCAGUUGCCUCAA